AUGCGGUGGGCGGGCAAGGACCUAGUUGGGAUCUGCGCCAUGUUGGGAUUCCAGUCAUUCGAGCAGCGCCCCAGCUUCAAGGAGCCCAUGAAGCUCCCCAUGCAGUGGUCAGGCCCGCUGGGUUGGCUCCAGUUCCGCGAAGGUCUUAACGGCUGUGUUGUCGAGUUCCGGAGGAGGGCCGACAUUGCUAACCAGCUUCCUCCGGAGCUGCAUGAGUUCUACGGCACGCAGCCCUGGACCCCGGAACCUCACUGCCUGAUUGCGCGGCUGUGGCGGUCCACCAACGGGUUCAUGCUCGAGAAGCGCAGGGCCCUCUACCUCGGAGGCGUCGACAGCCGUGCCACCAAACGUGUCACGAAGCGCACCCCGAAGGAGCUGGAGAACAACAGUGAGAAAGAGUUUGAUGAUCUCAUGGCCGAACCUCAAGAGGCUCGAAAAGUUAAAACGACAAAGGCCACGGGUUCCCCAGCAGCGGAGCCUGGGGCUACGGCCUUGCCUGUUCCGCUGGCCGACCUCGACCGCAGGAGAAGAGAGGACGAUACGCUUUUUGACGAGUUGAUGCAAACGUCUUCCCAAGAAGAUGCCAUGAAGACGCUACGGAAUCCAAACCGUGCAAGAUCGAAAUCGCAAACAGACCCGGAUCUCAGCAUCGAAGGGCCCUUGAAGGAUCUCCUCCAGAGAAUGCGCGAAAAGGAACUCGGAAAGAUGGAGCUCCUCACUCCGCAGCAAGGGCUGCUCUCGGUUGUGGUCCAGGGCGAGCUCGCUGACAGCCGUGGCCUAGACACGAGUUCCUGCCACGAAUACGGCCGUGUCUUUGUCGAGCACUCGGAAGUCAACCGAGAGACGUUCCCGUACAGACUAGGCGACCUUUUCAUGGGCCGGGAGCUCCUCGAGCUCAUGAAGGAAGCAAUGCAGCUCCUCAAGCCGGACGGCUUCUACUUCACACCAACCAAUUGGCUGGUCUCGGAUGUCCACGAGGUGUAUACCCAUGUGGAAGCAGUAUGCGACGACCCUGAGAAGGAAAACGGCAUCUUCCCCAAGGACUCGGACCUGGCGGAGUGGCCAGACCCCCAAGAAGAUGACACACUCCUGCGCCACGCCAUGAGACUCUGCAACAACUUCCAGCACGUCAGAACGCACACCUAUGCCUACUACACCGUCGGGGACAUGGUCGCCGUGGCCAAGGCAUCACGGUCGCUCCGCAAGACCCCUGACCUCACCUGGGCCAUGUUGAUAUUCCCUGAUCUCUUUGGCGAUCUGGCUAGAGCCUUUGGAGACCCCAAGAAUUGGGAUUUGUUGCAGGCCAGGGUAACCUGCCGCAGCAAUAUCCUAGAUUGCACCAAAUUGAUGAAGCGGUGCGGCAUUUCAAGAAAGAAGGGUGCCAAGUACGCUACUGUGACCAGUAACACUGAUGACAGUAGUACGACCCUCACCCCGGCCGAUACCGACGAGAUCAUGGACUACGAGGUUCCCUUGUGCCCUGAUCGUCAAUUCAGUGGCCGCGAGGUUCUAGCGUCGUUUCUAGACGUCAUGAUAACGUACUUUUGGACGGACAAGAGUUGGAGCACAAAUGUUGAGCUUUACGAUCAUGUGAUUCCGCAAACGAUAACCAUGUGUUAG
Purpureocillium lilacinum is the source of this 1620-nucleotide messenger RNA. RefSeq lists its product as uncharacterized. NCBI's taxonomy places the organism in Eukaryota, Fungi, Ascomycota, Sordariomycetes, Hypocreales, Ophiocordycipitaceae. The record is from RefSeq and is a predicted model, not a curated record.